Molecule: messenger RNA, 984 nt
Organism: Capronia coronata CBS 617.96
Lineage: Eukaryota; Fungi; Ascomycota; Eurotiomycetes; Chaetothyriales; Herpotrichiellaceae
Exons: 1
Coding region: 1-984 (327 amino acids)
Cellular component (GO): nucleus; cytoplasm
Molecular function (GO): nicotinamide-nucleotide adenylyltransferase activity; ATP hydrolysis activity
Source: RefSeq, a predicted model, not a curated record
AUGUCCUCCCAACACUUGGACAUGCAAGCCUUGCAAACCCUGAGAACGCAAUUCUCUCAAGCCCUACAGGAUUUCGCAAACUCGACAUGCAGAUUCCGGAUCCUACACACCAUCCCGCCAUCACAGCCACCCUCGUCCCAAGCAAUCCGCACAUUAUAUGUCCUUGACUCCAGUUUCAACCCUCCGUCACGAGCACAUAUGAGUCUGGUCAAGACCGCUCUAAAGGGCACACAGCAGGUGCAUUCUAAACCCGAUCCCCGUCCAGAACCAUCUGUAGACAAGAAUCCAAGGGUUCUUUUCCUUCUGGCAACGGUCAACGCAGACAAGAAGCCUAAGCCAGCGGACUUCGAAGACCGCCUGGUAAUGAUGACCCUGAUGGCCGAACACAUGCGUUCAAGCUUCAGUAAUUCGGACACCGGUGCGGGUACUACUUCCAUUGCGCCGAUCAUCGACGUCGGCAUCAUCAAGGAACCCUACUUCACCGACAAAGCAAGCUGCAUUGACGAGAGCAAGGUCUACAAGCCCUCAAAUGGUGGUACUGUCGAACAAAUCCACUUGACGGGGUUCGACACUUUGAUCCGCAUCUUCACACCAAAAUACUACCCGAACUACACGCCACCGUUGUCGGCUCUGGCGCCGUUCUUGUCGCGCCAUCGUGUGCGUGCUACGGUGCGCGUGGAUACCGAUUCCCCGUCGGCGAACCUCAAAGAUGCCCAAGGCGAGUCGGGGCUGGGGUUUGAUACUGUUGAAGGUCAAAUGGCGUAUGUGGACCGCAUUGCGCGUGGGGAGAUGGAAGCCCAGGGCCUGAAGAGGGAAUGGGCGAACAGGGUUGAGCUGGUUCUCGAUGAUUCUGGAGAGGCUGACGGCGUGAGCUCGACGAGAGUACGCGAAGCGGCGAAGGAGGGUAGAUUUGAAGAAGUGGAAAUGCUUGUUGGGAAACGAGUGGCGGAAUGGAUCAAGGCACGCGGCUUAUAUCGUGAAUGA